Molecule: messenger RNA, 733 nt
Organism: Jatropha curcas
Lineage: Eukaryota; Viridiplantae; Streptophyta; Magnoliopsida; Malpighiales; Euphorbiaceae
Product: glycine-rich RNA-binding protein 2, mitochondrial
Molecular function (GO): RNA binding
Source: RefSeq, a predicted model, not a curated record
CAAUUACAAAUAGAACUAGCCGCAGGUGAACUCAGCCCAUUCGACCUGUCCACUAUAAAUAAAGAAGAUAUUUUCAAUUCAGAUCUCACUCAGCUCUUAAACCCUAGCCGCUUCCUCCAGGUUUCUUCAGGUUUACGUCUCAAAGUAACAAAAAUGGCUUUCUGUAACAAACUUGGGAGCCUGGUGAGACAAAGUAUCUCUCAGAAUGGGCAAGUUCCAGUGAAUUCAAUGCUGAAUUCUAUUCGGUGCAUGUCGUCUUCCAAACUUUUCAUAGGAGGCCUUUCAUAUGGAACUGAUGACCAGUCUCUGAGAGAUGCCUUUUCUAGUUUCGGUGAAGUCGUUACUGCAAGAGUUGUCACUGAUAGAGAUACUGGGAGGUCAAGGGGAUUUGGGUUUGUUGACUUCUCCAGCGAGGAGUCUGCUAGCUCGGCCUUAUCAGCCAUGGAUGGCCAGGAAUUACAAGGACGAAGUGUUCGCGUCAGUUAUGCUCAGGAAAGAACUGGUCCUCCAAGAAAUAAUUAUAGUAAUUUUCGUGGGAAUGGAAAUUUUAACAAUGAAGGCUUCUAAGCGGUUAUCCCAAUCUAUGGGCUUGUUUCUAUAGCUAGUUGUUAGUUGUUUGGAACGAAUGGGCAUUUAUUUGAUUAUGAUCGAUACUAAACAACUUUUGUAUUUUGUUUCAACUUAUGUGCUGGUUAUUACCUAUAAUAUAUUUGCUGGGUAAGUUAAAUGUGCA